GUUUUCGAAGAUUGGAAAGUCAGCCAGUCCAUCUCAAACAGGGCGCCUUGCAGUGCAACUUCACACUUAUCUCUACAUACAUCCAACUUUGACACACACAAAGUACUGGCACUACUGACGUGAUGGGAUUGCUCAAAAAGUUUGCCAUCGCCCGAAAACCGAAGUCUUCAUGGAAUCUCGCGGAUGAAACUCCGGCGCGACUGCCAGUGCGAGAAAGAGAGCGCCUGCCAGAGAGAAGGGCUCCACUUGAGAAGGAGUACCUCAGACCUCGCCCUUCACCACCGUUACCUUCUUUCAGCUACGCGCCCACUCUGGUAGAAAAAUACGACGACGAAGAGAUCGAUGCCGAGACUGAUAUCGGUCAAAUUCUCAUAGGUAUUGAUUUCGGCACAACAUAUUCUGGUGUCGCAUGGGCCUAUUCGAAACAGCCCGAAGACAUCAACAUCAUCACCAAUUGGGAUUGCACGGAAUACGAAAGCUCAGACAAGGGCAAAGCUCCAACCAGAAUCUCAUACGAGCAAUCGUCAUCGAAUGAAAUCUUGUGGGGCUACAAUGUUGGCGAUAAAGAAGCAGUAGAAUGGUUCAAACUCCUCCUCCUUGAUGAGGAAGAGAUGGACGCAAAACAAAGGAAUUCUCCACAGAUCAAGCAGGCCAAGGAGCUUCUACGGAAGGCUGGCAAGACAGCCGUCCAGGCUGUCACCGACUAUCUCCGUCUCUUGUGGGCUCACGCUGUCUCCAAUAUCGAAAAGGCCUUUGGCGAAGCUACUGUAGAGGGAUUGCCAUUCCAAAUCGUCUGCACUGUGCCAGCGGUCUGGACAACCCAAGCCGUCAAUAAGAUGCGAGAAGCUGCAAAAGACGCUGGUAUCCUUGAACAUAGAAUCGCUGGCGAAACCACACUCAAUUUUGUUUCUGAGCCAGAGGCUGCCGCGCUGGCGACAUUUGACGACCUCAAAGCUAGGCCGAAUUUCCAAGUAGGCGAUACUUUUGUUGUCUGCGACGCUGGAGGCGGGACAGUGGAUUUGAUCAGCUACCAGGUAUCCCAAACUAAACCCAUGCGAUUGAGCGAAUGUGUUGAGGGCUCUGGGAAGCUGUGCGGUGCUGUGUUUCUCGACCAAGACUUCGAAGCAUUCAUGAAACAACUCGUCGGUGAAGCUUGGGAUGUACCAGACUCUGUCAUCAAAGGCGUUAUGAGCGCGCAAUGGGAAAACGGCAUCAAAAGGGGAUUCGAAGACCAAGACCGCAAUUGGAAAAUCACACUGCCUUAUGACUGUGUUACACGCGGGGCUCCACCCUUCAUCUCAUUAGACCGUGGCCAUGUCCGGGAGAUCUUCGACGAUGUUGUCUCGCAAGUACGAUCACUCGUUAAUGAUCAGGUUAGCGCUGUUGAGGAAAAGACUGGCCGGCCACCAAAGGCUGUGGUUCUCGUAGGUGGAUUUGGUAGUUGCAGAUACUUGUUUAACCUUCUGCGCGUUGAAAAUCGACACCGCGGUAUUGAGGUAUAUCAGUCAUCAGGAAACAGACCAUGGACCGCGAUCUGCCGAGGUGCAGUACUCAAGGCUCUAACAAAUUCCCUGAUCCCUGGUCCAGUGGUUCACACGCGGAUUUCACGCUGUAGCUACGGUAUUCGAUACCACACCAUGUUUGACUCUGAUAUCCAUCUAGCAUGCGACAAAUAUCGCGACGAAGUGUCUGGCAGGGACAAAGCACGGAACCAGCUCAGGUGGUACCUGAAAAGAGGAGACAACAUUUCUGAUGCGAAGCCCGUUCGUAUGCCCUGGCAUGCGAACGUCCCGGUCCAAGAGCAUCGUGAGUUUUUCUCACUUGGAGUCUUGAUACAAACAUGCAAGGAAAAGGACCCGCCGGCACGGCAGACAGCCCUUGUCCGCCCCGGAUUUCGAAUUGAAUCCGACGAAGGCAUUAAACUGGCGAAUAUAAGACCGCACAAAGGAGCAGAUGGGCGGUUCUAUAAGAGGAUAGAUUUCGAAAUCGAGAUGAAAGUUAUCGGUACGGCCCUUGAGUUUGCGCUGAUGUAUCAGGGCCAGCGGAUUGGGCAUAGUCAGACGGAGGCAGAGGUGGACACUAAGUGGUAGAAGUUAUUUGAUCAUGGGAACUAAUUUUGAUCUUCCAUUCUGUCUGAUCGUAUUGUCAGAUUGCAUGAUAAUCCAAACCCCUG
Molecule: messenger RNA, 2173 nt
Organism: Dothidotthia symphoricarpi CBS 119687
Lineage: Eukaryota; Fungi; Ascomycota; Dothideomycetes; Pleosporales; Dothidotthiaceae
Product: actin-like ATPase domain-containing protein
Exons: 6
Coding region: 123-2090 (655 amino acids)
Source: RefSeq, a predicted model, not a curated record